Messenger RNA from Cottoperca gobio, 5451 nucleotides. It is a transcript of the gene ajm1, whose product is annotated as apical junction component 1 homolog. Gene Ontology annotation, cellular component: apical junction complex; plasma membrane. The record is from RefSeq and is a predicted model, not a curated record. The coding region runs from base 209 to 3481 and encodes 1090 amino acids. The transcript has 2 exons. Lineage: Eukaryota; Metazoa; Chordata; Actinopteri; Perciformes; Bovichtidae. Gene Ontology annotation, biological process: cell-cell junction organization.
AGAGGAGAGGAAAGAUUCUGGAGAGUCUGACCAAUAAGGCGGAUAUUGCAAUUUUACCUUUUGCACAUGUCCGAUGUCGUCAUUGGGAAAUCACUAUCCCACUGCCUUGUAUCAUAGAAUGGAUCAGCAGAGGCUGGCAGUCCGGACUGAUGCGGAAACAUCAACAUUAAAUCAACUUGAUGGAGAGAACUAGAGGAGUCCCUUUAAGAUGACACGCACAGACCCUCCUGACAUACUGGUAUCAACUGUGCAUCGAGAUAUUAAAGUGGUCCCCAUUUAUUCACACUACAGGUCCUUGCAACCUUCCAAACAAUGUGAUUCUAUAAAUUACACACUGGAGGACAGCAAGAGCAAAGUCAAUAAGAGGCACUGCCGUACCUUUGACUAUAAAUCAUUGGAAUACCCCAAAUCCCAGAAAUACUCAAUGGAGUCCCCAUACAAGAAGGCUAAUAGGCAUGCAGCCAACCCAGAUGUUGCCUGGAAUGCCUUGGGCCGUCAGCAGAGAUACCGCUUUUCUGCUCCGGACAUUUUCAACCAUAGGUUAACUCCUCAACCAAUGGCUGCAGAUAUGACCAGUGAAGUUAUUGUCCCUGAACAAAAAAGAAGGACCAGGUCAAAAAGUGCACCUCGGGUCCAGACCAGUCUCACCCCUGUGUCUUUUGAAGGGUCCUCCUCUUCAGGGAGGAAGGGCAGGGAGUCCCAAAGGGCUCCGAGAGACUCUCGCGGGAGACCAGAAGUAUCACCGCGUAGGGAGUCCUCCCAUGCAGCAACAAGGGCUCAUAUGCAUGACGUCCAUCCCAUUAAGUUGCAACCACAAAUAAGUGACAGCAGUAGAUACUCAUCUCACUAUGCUGCUGAUAAUUCUGAGGAUGGAGGGAUGGAUAAACCAGCAACUAGCCCUCAUGUCAGGUGUCGGGUGGACAUCAAACCUGAUGACGCAACAUUACAUCAUUCAGAACGGAAACAGGCUACACCUCAAGUGGACAUACCCUGGCAGAGGCACCAUAGUGGGGGGAGUAGGAGUCUGACUGUGCCACGCCAUUUCUCCUACUCAAGAACAUCAACUCCCACUGAUUCGUUAGGUACAGAGGGUAGGCAAGCUUAUCAAUAUUCCCGCAGCAUGCCAAAUAGUUACCUACAACCCAUGGAGAUUCCCUUACAAAGAACGCCUUCAUCGGGUGAUUACUAUGGUAGGGAACGCAGAGCACAUUCUAGUCCUAAUGUGCCAACUAAGUUCUUUUAUGCAGAUGACCCAGGGAGAUAUGUUACUACUGCUCCUCCUCAACCAAGUUCUUGCUUUCAUGAUGAACGUUACACACCAGGACAAACAUACACUCCAAAAGUGCAAUAUGUGCAAGAUCCAAGGACUCGAAUGGUGCAUGCUGUAGCUACAAGACCUUAUUAUCCUGAGAUGGAGACCUAUCCAUACUCUGUACAGACAGGGUAUCACAAACCCUAUGCAGCAAAUGAACCAGGGCCAUACAUCAUACAGACACCUCCAACAAGAUUAUUUUAUGGGGAUGAUCCAAGAUCUUAUCAAAUCCAGACUGCUCCGCCAAGGUUUUAUUAUUCCAGCGACAUGUACGCAAUGCCACCAGAGCAUCAUAUCCCAGCAAGGGCAUAUUACACGGAGGGCCGAAGACAUGCCAGAGUCAUUCAGGCACAAACAGAUGACUGGUAUGGCUCAGAUGCAUCUGGUUAUUCCACCAAUCCUGCCUCUUAUGUAUCUCAAGUCACUCCAACCAGAGCCCGUCCAGAUCCUGUGUUAACACCCUGGUAUGCCAACCCUUGUGUAGAACCUCAAAGAAUUGGUACAGAUUCAAAAUCUUACUCGAGGUCCUGGGACAAUAUUCUCAACCCUCAUGUAGAGAGGGAACAACCUCUUCCUGUACAGCGGGGUCAAAGCUAUGAUGACCUUCUUGACUCCAGGAAGCCUGCAGCAGCCGCAGGGGACAAACCACAACCAGUGGUAGUCAAUCUUUCCAGUUCACCAAGACGUUAUGCAGCCUUAUCAAUGUCUGAUAACUCACUUAUUGACAAAAGCCCAACAGAGACAUCAAAGAGCACUAGUAAACUCUGGUUUGUCACUCCUGAGAUAACAAUCACUGAUAAUGACAUUCGACCAGGGAAACUUAACAAGGCUGAAGGACGGUCUGCCAGUUGGGACAUUCUUGACUCCAGAAGCACCGAGGAUCCAGAACGGUCUCAUCGUGACUUUGAGAGCUCCACCAAAGAGAAGACACACGACAAUGCCUCACUACAGCAAAGCCUUGAACAACUUGAUGAGCUUCUGGCAGAUCUUGUGACUGAUUACAAGCCACCCAGUAGAAGGGCAAGUGAAGACAUUCUUGAUCAAUUAAAGAAGUUAAUUGAUGAGGAAGAAGCAGUAUCUCUGUCCAGAAAGAGCUCAAAGGCAUUUAUAGGUGAACCAGCUCCUCUUGACAAGCAGCCAACCUCAAUAAGAAUUAAUCCUAAUGCUUUUCGAGACAUGGACGGGGCCAGUGAUGCAAUGAAGAGUGCAGAUGAGUGCUCCCCAGAUCAGAGCCCAGAUGAGGAUGAUACAAUGAUGUGCUCUAACAACAAAUGCCGGAGGACAGAGACCCUGUUCAAUGCUUGCCUAUAUUUUAAAUCCUGCCACAGCUGCUACACUUACUACUGCUCUCGUAACUGUCGCAGGGAAGACUGGGACAUUCAUAAAGAAAGCUGCCUGUAUGGAAGAAUUGGCAGCAUAUGUCGUCACAUCAUCAAACACUGCCGGGAGACUGUUAACAUCCACAAAGCCUUCUCCCGUAUUGCCAAAGUUGGCUAUCUUUCUCGAGGUAGAGGAGUUCUGUUCCUUGGUUUUCCAAAUCCUGCAUCAUCCAGUAACUUCCUGCAGUAUGGCCUGGACAGUCUACUAAUGUCUCCUACAUACUUGUCCCUCCGAGAGCUUGAAAGCUUCAAGGACAACCUAGGGGAGUACUGUAAGGAGCUGCAGGAAGCUGGUAAAGAGUAUGACCCUAACGAAUGUUUCAUCUUGAAUGUAUCCAUUGCUGUUGGUGACCAAUUGCCUGACGGGCCAUCACCAAGGAACGAAGCUCCAACUGUCAGAAAAUAUGCAAAGGUAGCACUGGCUUCCUUCAGCCCUGAGAGAAAGGUUCACAAGAAAGAGAGUGACAUGGAAACGCUGAUCCUCACUCCACCACCUGGAACAGCAGAUAUCGACAAAGAGGGAGAGGAAGGCAGGAAGGCAAGAGAAAUCUGUUUUAUAAAUAUACAACGGGAGUUAAGGAUUCGAGGGGUUUUCCUACGCCAUGAAUACCCACAGGUAUAUCAGCAGCUUUGUGAGUUUGUGGAAAAUAACAGAAGGUUCACACCCACAACUAUUUACCCUAUUGAUAAGAGGACUGGUAAACAGUUUAUGUGCAUGAUUAUGGCUGCCUCUGAGCCCAGGACAUUGGACUGGGUAGGCACCCCGCAUCUCCUUGAUGACAUAAUUUAAUUGCACCUUUUGUUGUAAAUAUAUAUGUAUAGAAAUACAUAUAUAUUGUUACACAUAUUUAUAUAUCAAUCCAAUUACAAACAUUUGUAGAUAAGUAUUUUGUUAUCAAAAUGAUAUAUAUUCAUGUCUGCUUGGUCAGUAUUAUUCUUUUUCAGAAUAUUAUCUGCCAUGUGCAGAAUGAGUACAGUACAUUUUUUAUUUGAAUCUGUUUACCAACUACAUACUUUUUAUCCACCACACGUCAUUUAUCUGUAUCAAUCUGUAUAACACAUUCCCUUUGGUAGGAUUUACCUGCUGACAUUAUGGUAUUUUAAUUUUUGCAAAUUAUAAGCAACAACUUGUUUUUAUUAAACUUAUAGCCUCUUUAGAUGAGAGAGUCAAUUUCUGUAAGUGAAUACAGCAUGACUAUUUUUCAUAUGCAACUUUAAUGGUAUAUCAUGCAGAAAAUAUUUAACAUUAUUUUCUUAGCUACAUAAAUACUUUCUAUGCAAAGUUGCGUCAUGACUUAAGUACCACAUUACUGUAGGAGUUGUUUCUGUUAUAUAUUAUAUCAUAUUAUACACAUCUGUAAAGAACGUUUUAUUGAAAUUGAGAUGAAAUGUGGAAAGAUUGGUAGCAACGUAAAUCAUAAGAAAAAUAAAAAAGACAGUUGUGCUACUUGAAACAUCUAUAAAAAACACAAAAUUGUAUUGUUGCUUGAGUAGAAGUGCUGUACUGAAAUUUAACUUUUUACUUCUCAACUUUAAUGGCAUACUCUGGAGAAAUCCAAGCUAAAUUCAGUAGUUCUUUAAUUCUGCUCUGCAGAAUUACCGGAGCGCUACUGGACUUGAAAGCAAACUCCUCAAUGAAUAUUGAUAUGGUGCCAGUUACCAGCCACACAGUAGGUGUUGGCUUGUGUUCAGUUUUAAACACUGUGAAUAGUGAGAGUUACAAAAACAAAACUUGGUAUAAUACCAAGAAAUCAUGCAAUUUCCUAUAACACUGAUGUUGAUGAGUUGUAUUUUUUAGAUAUCUUUACGAAUAAAAAUAUAUGAAUUAGCAAAAGGAGUUAUUGUCCUUAGAACAAGGUGCGCCAGAUUUGGCACAGUAGCUAUAUGGUACAUAAAUGCUUGAAAAAUACAUUAGUUGUGUAUUUGUGCUGCACUAGGUUUAUAACAUAUGUAAUUUAUAUUGUCCUUUUUGGUUUUAGCUAAUCAGAACCUUUGCAUUGCUCAUUGCAUCAUGUUGCCUCAUUUCUCAAGAUACAGUACAUUUACAGUACAUUUUGUUUUUGUAGCGUCCUGAAUCCCACAUUUCCUGCCAGUACACUGAUGAUGAUUUGAAUCUUACAGUUAAGUUUUAAAAACUCAAGUGUAUCUGGAACAUAUCGUAUGCUUAUUUCCAAACUUUUAAAUGGUUUCAGCCCAUUUGUCAAAUGACUCAACAUAUCUGGAAGACAUGAAGGAGCAUUAAUAAAUCAGUCCUCAGUAAAGAUUGAAUAAGCUGUUUUUCCCCCAGUCAUUAAUCAUUGUUCUCCCUUUCAACUUCUUCCUUUAUGAUAUCAGCUUUCCUUAGAAUUUGUAAGACAAAGUACAGUGAAACUUGAAGUACAUUUAUAUUUGAAAAUCUGUUUCACUGAGUUACACCUGUUUGGCUGACAGGACGUGCUGUACAGAUUCAGUGAAAAGUUGCUGGCUGCAUGUGACUCUGUUUUAUAUGCUCUCAUCUCAUUUUAACAUGACAUUGAUGAUAGUACCUUGCUCGAUGAAUGGACUUGUGAAAGUGAAAACUGUUAUGCUGUGUAAGAAAAAAUAAAUGAAUUUUCCAUUUUUGUCAGUCAUUCAAGUUAAAAUAACGUGUCAAAAGUAAUGGAGAAGACCUCACUAAAAUGUCUAGAAAACCCUGUAAUCUUGUAUUUUUUAUACUUUCAGCCUAUGUGUCUGGGUGUGUCUAUUUAUAAACCAUAUCUAAUAAAUGGAAUGGGAACUCUG